This is a messenger RNA of Blumeria graminis f. sp. triticale, 471 nucleotides long. The record is from the annotation of a GenBank genome assembly. Lineage: Eukaryota; Fungi; Ascomycota; Leotiomycetes; Helotiales; Erysiphaceae.
AUGCGCUUCUCUAGCAUAGCCAUAAUCUUUCAAAGCGCAAGCAUCUUUCUGACAGUCCUGGCUGUUUCCACUAUAGACCACAUACCUGAGGAAAGUAAAAAAUUUAAUUGUCACCAAAGCUAUAUCAGUAAAAAAGAUUUUGCAAGGACACCACGGACAGAGAUAAAAAGAGUGGCAGAAAAUAAACUUUCUUGGUCUUGGACUGACCAAUUGAGUUACAUGAUGAAGGAUUCCAGAAAUCAGAAUUCUGUCUUGUUUGGAAAUGAGUCUCAAGUUUCCAAGUUUUACAUCCUCGAUAAUUUGACGACAGAUCAUACUUCUGGAGAUUAUGAUUAUACAUAUGAAUAUAUCAUCCUUGUUGACAAGAAAGAUCGCGCUUGUGGCGUUAUAAUGAGAGUAUUGACCCGCGUUAAAAACGAAAGUUCGAUUCUACCAGAUCAAAAUAUCUCAUUUUGCUCCAUUGAAGCUUGA